CAAAGAACAAAUUGAAAUUGAUCUAAAUGAGAUAGUAGAAGUUGAAUCUGAUGGAACAAAUGAUUCCCCUGUUGCUUGUCCUAAGAAGCCUAACACCACUAAGGUCGAGAAAAAGAAGAAGGGCAAUGCAAGUGGGUCGCAAAACACUUCAAAAGGGCAAAAGCGAACAGCUGAUGAUGCUAUUAAUGCAAUUGAUCGCCUGGCAGAUGCAUCACUGAUCAUUGCUGAAUCAAAGAAAAAUGCAGCACAGCAAACAGAAGCUUACUCUGUGAAAGCAUGUAUGCAGAUAUUAAAUAGCAUGCCUGAUGUUGAACCAAACAAAAAAUUGAAAGCUGCACAAGCAUUUGAACAUGUUGAUAAAAGGGCUAUUUUCAUUGAGAUGGAUGAAGAGACUCGGUCUCUCUGGGUUGAAAAUGCGUAGUUUUUUACCUGUUGUAGCGUACUGUUUAGUUUUCUGAUUAGGUUGUAUUUGCAAUUUCCAUAAAUUCCUUCUGUAAUUUUGUGUUCAAACAAUCAAUAUGCAAAUUUAUAUAUUUAUUUGGUUCGUGCUACUAGUUAUAUAUGGUCUCAUAUAUAAAUCCCUCUUCAGAACUUGGAUUUAUAUUUGUGUGUGUGUGUGUUCUACAAAUACAUAAGCUUAAGAUAUAAGUGAGGGAAGUUGAUGGCAUACCUUUCCUUUUGGUUCAUUGGUUCAAACAGCAAUGAUGCAAUGUUGCUCUUUGCGUCAGUACAUAUCUCCAUGUUUUAUCAUCAACCUAGCGAGUAAAAUUUGUCACCGAAAUCAUUCAAUGUUCUCCUAUCACUCAUUCAAUGAUUCUUGU
Triticum aestivum (bread wheat) is the source of this 821-nucleotide messenger RNA. RefSeq lists its product as uncharacterized. The record is from RefSeq and is a predicted model, not a curated record. NCBI's taxonomy places the organism in Eukaryota, Viridiplantae, Streptophyta, Magnoliopsida, Poales, Poaceae. The annotation marks the transcript as partial. The transcript has a single exon.